AUCCAGUCAAUAUUGGAAAUAAGUCUAAGUAAGAAGCACUAUGAAGUGGCUUCAGAUUUUGUUGUGUCUUUCAAUUGCGAUAUUAUCUUAUGUUGAAGCACAAUCAGAGAAUUGUGCAGAAACUGAUCCUGAAAAAUGUGAAAAAGUGAAAAAAGAGCAAGGAAAGGGUGCAGGACCAAAAUAUGAACCUACAACUCCAUUUUUGGGAUAUCCAUGGGAAAGAACUACUGAGUACUGGACUAACCUUGGUCAUCAGCAUGUUAUGGACAAAAUUAGACGAAAACCCAACGAAAACAAAGCAAAGAAUGUAGUUUUCUUCAUUGGUGAUGGUAUGAGUAUUCCCACAUUAUUUGCUACUCGUGUGGCUAUGGGUGGUGAGGAGACAGAGCUAUCCUUUGAAAAAUUCCCUUACACGGGUCUGUCUAAGACAUACUGUAUAGAUUCCCAAGUUGCUGAAUCUGCUUGUUCAGGAACCGCCUAUAUGACUGGAGUCAAGUGUAAUUACAAUACGCUUGGUGUUAAUGGUCAGGUUCCUUAUGGAGAUUGCCAUGCCGCAAAUGAUCCAUCAACCCAUGUUGAUUCAAUCACUAAAUGGGCUCUGGAUGCAGGAUUAUCGGCAGGAUUGGUAACUACCACUAGAGUCACUCAUGCAUCUCCAGCAGCUGGUUACGCACAUGUAUCUAACAGAAAUUGGGAGAAUGACUUUGAAGUGCGUGAAGGUGGUUGCAAUCCAAAAGAAACUUUAGAUAUUGCCCAGCAAUUGAUUUAUGGGCCUGUUGGUUCCCGACUGAGUGUGAUUCUAGGUGGAGGUAGGGGACAUUUCCGGGAUGCUAAGCUCCCAGAUGAAGAAGGAGGGUUCGGAUAUCGUAAUGACUCACGAGACCUAAUUUCCGAAUGGCUCCACUAUGGUCAAACUAAGAAAAGAUAUGUGUGGAACCGUGAAGGCCUGCUAAACCUACCUUCGUCUACGGAUAAAGUGUUGGGCCUAUUUGAAAAAUCUCAUCUACAGUAUCAUCUAGAAACUCAGGAAAUGGGAACUCAAGCUACUGAGCCGACUCUGGAAGAAAUGACCAGGACUGCUAUAAAUAUUCUAAGCAAGAAUAAAAAAGGGUUCUUCCUGUUUGUCGAAGGUGGAAAAAUCGAUCUAGCACAUCAUGAACUCAUGGCAAGAGCGGCAAUUGGAGAGACUAUUGAAUUCCAAAAGGCCAUACAGACUGCUAGGAAAAUGCUGAGCGAAGAAGAUUCACUAAUUGUGGUAUCCUCUGAUCAUUCUCAUACUAUGACUGUAUCGGGAUAUCCUACAAGAGGAAACGACAUUUUUGGAGAGGUAGACAACCGUAUGGGAUACGAUAACAUGCCUUAUAUGACCCUGAGUUACGCCAAUGGACCUCUAACAUCGCCGCAGUACCCAAGAUAUGGACGUUUGAAUCCAGACAAUUCGGAUUUCAGCAAAUGGUCAUCACACUAUCCAUUUUUAGUACCCCUAGACGAAGAAACUCAUGGAGGUGAUGAUGUAGGUGUCUAUGCAUCCGGACCCUACAGUCAUCUCUUCACAGGGGUAAUGGAACAAACUUUCAUACCACAUCUAAUGGCAUAUGCAGCUUGUAUAGGCAAGGGACCAAAAUGCUGCUACUGAAUAACAACACUGCAACAAUUAAAGCAAAUAAAAUUAUUGAAAAACCUUUGAAUUCUAAUUUCCAAAUAGAGAAUGGUAAAUCCCAA
Messenger RNA from Phlebotomus papatasi, 1722 nucleotides. RefSeq names its product membrane-bound alkaline phosphatase-like. The record is from RefSeq and is a predicted model, not a curated record. Gene Ontology annotation, biological process: dephosphorylation. The transcript is spliced from 2 exons. The coding region runs from base 41 to 1636 and encodes 531 amino acids. Gene Ontology annotation, molecular function: alkaline phosphatase activity. Lineage: Eukaryota; Metazoa; Arthropoda; Insecta; Diptera; Psychodidae.